AACAUUUUUUUAUAUUUACAAAAAAUGGUUUAAUGAAUAUGCUUUGGACUGUAUAGCUUUCCACAUAUAUGGGUAAAUAUCUUAACGAAUUGGGAAACAGCGUAAAAUAUUUAGGACUCAAAAUGAAGAACGCCUCUUAUAAUGAGGCACAGCUCAGAGGCAAAUCAAAUGGCCACUGCUGGCAACAAUGGGAAUGAUUUACUUACUGUAAUGGAUGGUGAUUUAAAUACUUUUCAUGGUUCCACUUCUGAAGGAGGGAUAGCAGGAGAUGAAGAACAUGUAACUGAGGUAUAUCUAAGUGUGCUGUGGUGUGGAGGGCAGCUUGGAAUUGCUUUAUAUGACACUGACAAAUACUUCAUCUACUUUAUGCCUGAUACACCAGAAACUGAUGACCUUAAGCUCUUCACUAAAGUAAUAGAGGAGAUUCAUCCAACCUGUAUCCUUACAAGUGCAAAACAAGACAGAAGUAUGUCAGACUUCCUAAAGAAACUUGGUAAUGGACAACACAGACGAAAUGAAAAACCUGAAAUUGCCAUGUUUCCAAAUGUUGACUUUGGUAUCCGACUUUUUAUUUCCAAGAGAAGACUGAUCAAGGGUCACUUUUCUUUGCAUCCAGAUGCUUGCUCUGCUGAUUUUAAAAUUCUUUCCUUUUCUUCCCUGAUAGGGUAUGACUGUCUUGUUCAGGUGAGAGCACUGGGAGGUCUCCUUAAGUUUUUGGAAAGAAGGCGAGUUGGAGUGGAGCUUGAAGACAACAGUGUUGGCGUGCCUAUUUUUGCUUUCAAAAAAUAUGUUAUAAACAACAUAAUACAUAUGGAUCAAGACACUUACUGCGUCCUACAGAUUUUUAAAAAAGAGACCCAUCCAUCAGUUUACAAAAUGGCCACCGGAUUGAAAGAAGGACUCAGUUUGUUUGGAAUUAUGAAUCGCUGUAAAUCCAUGUGGGGUGAAAAGCUGAUGAGACUGUGGUUUAUGAGGCCCACUAGAAGCCUGAAAGAGUUAAAUAAGCGGCUUGAUGUCAUCCAGUUUUUCACUUUACCUCGUAAUUAUGAGACUGUUCAGACCCUACAGGAAUGCCUAAAGAACAUCAAGAAUGUUCCGUCUAUUUUGAAGAGGAUGACUUUGUCCCACACAAAGGUGAAUGACUGGCAAGCACUGUAUAAGACAGUAUAUAAUGCAGUGUGCAUUGGAGACAUGUGCAGAUCACUGCCACAGUCAGUGGAGCUCUUCAGAAACAUUUCCUUGUCUUUCACAGAUGAUCUUCACUAUAUUGCAAGCCUAAUUAGCAAAGUGGUUGACUUUGAAGGAAGUGUGACAGAAAACAGAUUCAUUGUUAAACCCAAUGUUGACCCAUUAAUAGAUGAAAAGAAACGUAAGCUGAUGGGCUUGUCAGACUUCUUAACAGAUGUUGCCAGGAAGGAAUUGGAGAACUUGGAUAGUCAUAUUCCUUCAUGCACUGUUAUAUAUAUUCCACUGAUUGGAUUCCUGUUAUCAUUUCCUCGUCUUCCCGACAUGGUGGACAGAGAAUCUUUUGAAAUGAAUGGACUAGACUUUAUGUUUCUUUUUGAAGAACGGCUGCAUUAUAGGAGUGCACGGACGAAGGAACUAGACACAAUAUUUGGAGAUUUACACUGUGACAUCAGAGAUCAGGAGACUGUGGUCAUGCAUCAACUGCAAGCAAAGAUUCUAGAGAAAUCAAAAGUGCUGUUUGAUGUGAUCGACUGUGUUGCCCAGCUUGACUGCCUGAUUGCUAUGGCAGUUUUGGCAAGAGAGGGCAGCUAUACUCGUCCAAGGCUUACUGAAAAAAACAUAAUAGAUAUUAAAGAUGGACGGCACCCUCUUAUGGAACUCUGCACCAGAACUUUUGUUCCUAAUCCAAUUGUUAGUGGUCCCGAAUAUGGAAAAAUCAAAAUCCUCACAGGACCUAAUUCUUGUGGAAAGAGCGUAUAUUUAAAGGAGGUGGGUCUAAUCAUAUUCAUGGCACUGAUAGGAAGCUAUGUUCCUGCUGUUGAAGCAGAGAUUGGAAUGCUGGAUGGAAUUUACACACGGAUACAAAGUAGAGAGUCUGUUUCUGUGGGAUUAUCAACUUUCAUGAUUGAUCUCAACCAGGUGGCAAAUGCAGUGAACAAUGCUACUGACAGAUCAGUAGUCCUGAUCGAUGAGUUUGGUAAAGGAACAAAUACUGUGGAUGGACUGGCUCUUACAGCUGCAAUAUUGAAGCAUUGGAUCAAGCAGGGACCAGGUUGUCCUCAUGUUUUCCUAUCCACCAACUUUCAUAGCAUUUUGCAGUUGAACUUGCUGCCAGACUGCUCACUUGUGCGUUAUCUGACCUUGGAAUCUGUUCAGGAUGGAGAAGACUUGGUGUUUUUCUAUCAGCUAAAAGAAGGAGUGUCCUUUUUUAGUCAUGCUGCCAACAUUGCUGCAUUAGCUGGCAUGCCUUCCAAAGUAAUCCAAAGAGGGAUGGAGGUAAAAAAUUUGAUAGUACUGAAAGUGGUGGAAUACUUAGUAGAUGUAUAUUAGUAGAACUAUUCAGUAUUUAAAUCAUAAAGGCAUUCAGAAUGGAACUGGUAGAUGUUCAUCAUUCUCACUGCUGCAAUAGCCUAUGUGUUGUAUCCUGCCAAGAAUACAGCAACCGGACAGCCUCCAGAAUCUUCCAUCCCCUCUCACAGG
This is a messenger RNA of Protopterus annectens (West African lungfish), 2667 nucleotides long. RefSeq names its product mutS homolog 5 (gene MSH5). Gene Ontology annotation, cellular component: nucleus. The transcript has 27 exons. Gene Ontology annotation, biological process: chiasma assembly; mismatch repair. NCBI's taxonomy places the organism in Eukaryota, Metazoa, Chordata, Ceratodontiformes, Protopteridae. The coding region runs from base 142 to 2517 and encodes 791 amino acids. The record is from RefSeq and is a predicted model, not a curated record. Gene Ontology annotation, molecular function: mismatched DNA binding; ATP binding; ATP-dependent DNA damage sensor activity.